This is a messenger RNA of Asterias rubens (European starfish), 2111 nucleotides long. Its product is annotated as arginase, hepatic-like. The record is from RefSeq and is a predicted model, not a curated record. The transcript is spliced from 9 exons. Gene Ontology annotation, cellular component: cytoplasm; cytosol; nucleus. The coding region runs from base 204 to 1325 and encodes 373 amino acids. Gene Ontology annotation, molecular function: arginase activity; manganese ion binding. NCBI's taxonomy places the organism in Eukaryota, Metazoa, Echinodermata, Asteroidea, Forcipulatida, Asteriidae.
GCCAUCUAUACAGUGUUUACCAUGGUCAGUGUUUGGUGGUGCAUUUUAUGCCGUGCAAGGGUUAAAAAGUUAUCUUCUUUUUGAAUGAUUGAGUUAUACACGUUUGUAGUCUUAUGAUUCAUGUCAUCUGCAGUUGUUGAUAACGACGAACUGUGCAGGAGGUGUGCUAAGGUGACAGGGAUUAGCAAGACAGAACCGAUUAUAUGGCUUCCAUAGCAGUGCUGACCCGAGCAAUCAGAUCAUGUCUUACGUCAGUGCAGCAUAAACCCAUAUUGAGGGCCACAAACGUCCAUAAGAAAUGCCCAGGGAACUGCACAGGUUUAAUCCAUUCGUCGUCACGCUCCAGUGCUUAUGUGACAAGGCAAAACAUUGGUGUGAUAGGUGUGCCAAUUCAUGAGGGACAGCCUAACAUGGGUGUAAUGUACGGCCCUGACGUCAUCAGGGAGGCUGGGCUUAUAUCAAGGUUGAAAGAAAUGGGGUUGACAGUGAAAGACCGUGGUGAUUUGAAAUAUGAGAAAUUUAGUCAAGACACGACACAGCCAGGAGGAUAUGUGAAAAACUCACGAACUCUCGGCCAAGCAUUACAGAAGCUUUCACAGACCGUGUGCAGCAUAGUGACGGAACACGAUGAGGCGGUCGUGGCCCUGGGCGGCGACCACAGUCUGACCAUAGGCUCCCUCCACGGUCACUGCCAAGCAGAGCCUGAUAUGUGCGUGGUGUGGGUGGACGCUCACGCGGACAUUAACGUUCCCCAUUGCUCGCCCUCUGGGAAUCUCCACGGGAUGGUGCUAUCAUUUCUCGUACAUGAACUGAAAGAAUACAUACCGUAUAUACCUGGCUUUGAGUGGGUCAAGCCAUGCCUGUCGGUCAAUGACAUUGCAUACAUUGGCUUAAGAGACGUGGACAAGUGUGAAAGUCACAUAUUGAAACAGAAAGGAAUAACCUGUUUCACUAUGCACGACGUGGAGAAGAUCGGUGUGGCCGAAACACUGAGUCGAGCGUUGGACAGAAUCAACCCAAAGGGUAAUCGACCUCUGCAUUUGAGUUUUGACAUUGACUCUUUUGAUCCACAAGUUGCCCCUAGCACUGGAACACCAAGCUUUGGUGGUCUGACCUACCGGGAAGGAUUGUACAUCGCAGAGGAACUAGGAUCGACAGGCUUGGUGAACAUGAUCGACCUGGUGGAAGUCAACCCUGAGCUUGGCUCACAGACUGAGGAGGAAAUGACGUCUAAGGCAGCAGUCAAUAUCAUCUGCGCUGCUCUUGGUGAGACAAGGAUGGGUUACGUACCGGAUAACUACCAAAUCCCACCAAAACCUUUAUAGUUCACAACAUCCCCCAUCCUACUAUCUCUUGAAAAACCCACCCAACAUAAGUAAAAAGAGAAAUUAUAUGGGCCGAGCAGUGUUACUCCCGGCUAAUGAACUUACGAAGGUGGAAUGAUUUUAAAGGGAUAGUUGAAGUAAAAUUGAUGCAAGUCUGUAAACUGGCACCAAAGCAGCGCUCACACAAAUUACACUGAACUAUAAUUGCUUCUCUUAACCCAGGUGUAUAUUUGGGAACCUGAGAGGACUGAGACAGUAUUGUAUUUGAUUAACCGCUUAGCACUAUAAUAUAAGCAGCCUCAGGUUAUACGCUCUCCAGAGAGUUGAGAAAGAUUGAGGAAUUUUCAAAGUAUGAACAGGGAUAAUAAUGUUAUAAGGCAUCUUGAUCCAUCUACUAGGACAGUUACCAUAUUAUAAGAAUAAGAACCAUAUAUUAUUAGUAGUAUUAUUUUUAAUUAUUAAUAUGACAAAUGAAUCAUGCAAUUGCUUUUAACUGCUUUAUAAUGACCAAACAUGUAAUUGGAUGCAAAUCUUUUUUAUCAUGGUUGUUAAAUUUUGAUCAACCAUUAUUUUGUCUUCCCUUUAGGGUGUGGUGUUCUCUGAAUAACAGAGUUUUUAUGAUACAGAAUUGCUUUUGUUAGCCUGAUGAAUUGCUUAUAUAUACAUAUAAAAAAGCAGUGGUGUAGUCAAGUACUUAUUAGUUGAGUACCAAAUACUGUCGAGUGCCUAGUACUAAGGUGAUUGAGAUGUACUUGAGUACUAGUACUUGGGCCAUUGAGUAUGAGU